AUGCGCUAUCCUUCCCUCUCAACACUCCCCUGGCUCGCCGUCCUCCCUAUCGGAGGCCUGUCAUCAGAGACCCACGCCUCAAACCCUCAUCGUGACCCAGCAGUCACACUCCCCAACGGACCUCGGGGGAGAGCGACCUUCAUCGGCCGCUCUCUCCCGGGAUUUGACCAGGAACUGUUCCUAGGCAUUAAAUACGCAGAUGAGCCCGUUCGGUUUACACCCUCAACCUUAAAGACAGUCUAUACCACCAAUGACAGCGACUCUGGCCCUGUUCGGUCUUCGUCUGCGCAGCGGGCUGUUCUCUACAAUGCCACCCAGUAUGGCUUUGACUGUCCUGGGUACGGGUCUGACGAGACAAAUCUUGUGGAAAUGGGAUUGAUCCAGUUGAGUGAGAACUGUCAUAAUUUGAAUAUCAUUCGACCUGCGAGAGACUCAAAAGAUGAUGAGUUGCUUCCCGUUAUGGUAUGGAUAUUCGGGGGUGGGUGGCAGCAGGGUGCGACGGCUGAUCCAAGGUAUAAUAUGACAUAUAUAACCCGUCAGGCCGCUCUCAAUGGAAAGCCAAUCCUCGGAGUCUCGAUCAACUACCGAGUCGCUGCUUUUGGUUUUCUGGAUUCGGAGGAGGUUCGCGCUUCCGGGAACAAUAAUCUAGGCCUUCUCGACCAGCGUGUUGCCAUGCGCUGGAUCCAAAAGAACAUCGCAGCCUUUGGCGGCGACCCAGACAAGGUCACGAUAUGGGGCGAGUCUGCAGGUGCCUAUAGCGUCGGAGCUCAUCUUGUAGCGAACAACGGCGAUAACGAGGGCCUUUUCAGGGCCGCAAUUAUGGAGUCAGGUAACGCAGUCGGACCACCCUGGAAUGGCACAGACUGGCACCAGCCGAUGUACGACCGCAUCGUGGACGCAGUAGGAUGCUCAAACUCCUCGGACACACUCCAAUGCCUCCGCGAAAUCCCCUUUGAUACGCUAUACGCUGUUGCCUACGAGGGGCUCGAAUGGUUCGCCGCCGUCGAUGGGGAAUUCAUCAAAGAGUAUCCCCAAAUCAGUAUCACGCAGGGUCGACUCGCCAAGGUACCUAUCCUUCUCGGAACGAAUACAGACGAGGGCGUUAGCUUCGGCACUACGGGCGUUGAUACAGAUGAGGAGUGUAUUGCGCAGCUUAUUUCCUCUAAGCGCUGGGUCCUCACCGAGGAGCAAGCAAUGGAGCUCAUAACAUAUUACCCAGAUGAUCCAACAGUCGGAUGUCCCUACGGCUGGGGAAACGUCACCUGGCCCGCACGAGGGCUCAUGUAUAAGCGAUAUUCGUCGAUGGCCGGCGAUAUUACCAUGGACGCACCGCGACGGCUUCUCGCGCAAACUAUGGCGCAGUAUAAGAAGGACGUGUACUCGUAUCGGUGGGACGUAUCAGCGCUCAACGAGACGAGUAAUAUCGGCGUUAGCCAUUUUGCAGAGAUUCCCUUUGUUUUCGCAAAUCCCGUUCAAAACUUCACGAGGCUAGGCGACGACCCUGCCCGUCUCGAACUCGCGAAUCUCGCCGCUCGGAUGUGGACGUCGUUUGUGGUGGAUCUAGAUCCGAAUGGGCAUGGCGUCUCCGACAUCUCCCAAUGGCCUCGGUACCCAUUCAAAUCAAGCUCCACCAAGGUCCAGCCCUCGAACUUUGUCUUUCGUCUUCCGAGAGAUCAGAGCUAUGUUGAGGAUGAUACUUAUCGCGAGGAAGGGAUGGCGUACCUUAAUACUAUUUCGCGGUAG
This is a messenger RNA of Aspergillus calidoustus, 1743 nucleotides long. The record is from the annotation of a GenBank genome assembly. Lineage: Eukaryota; Fungi; Ascomycota; Eurotiomycetes; Eurotiales; Aspergillaceae.